This is a messenger RNA of Danio aesculapii, 1960 nucleotides long. Its product is annotated as transmembrane protein 158. Bases 166 to 840 code for a protein of 224 amino acids. The record is from RefSeq and is a predicted model, not a curated record. NCBI's taxonomy places the organism in Eukaryota, Metazoa, Chordata, Actinopteri, Cypriniformes, Danionidae. The transcript has a single exon.
AGCAGAUCUGCUUUACGCACAGCAGAGCGCGGUGCUCUCGGUCACUCCGCACGGAAACGGACACAUUCACACGCCUGACCGAUGGCGCAGGAACACGGCGAGCUACUCGGCAUCUAAGCGCGACAGAAGGAGCACCAUGAGCCUGGAGGAACCGCGCGCUCUGCCAUGCUGAGCAUCCCCGCCGCGCUGCUGCUGCUGCUGCUGCUGGCGCUGUCCGCUCCCGCGCGCUGCUCCCACGGCUGGAGCGACGAGGAUCUGCUGCUGCCGCCCAUCAACUCCUCUGGCAGGUUCUUGGCCAGCCUGGAGGUGGAUGUGGGAUACUCGAAGAGGUCGGUGGAGGAGCCCGAAGCUUCCUCGCAGUGCAAUGUGAGCGUGGAGAGGCUGCCGACCAAACUCGUGGCGCGCUGGGACAGCAACUUCGGCUUCCAGUGCGACGUGCUCCUGUACACCACCAACAACCACGGAAAGGCGUUUUUUUCCGCCGCCUUCAACCGGGCGAUCUCACCGGUGUACAUCGAGCACCUGGGCGUCACGGGCGGCCAGCAGGAGUUCAGGCUGUGCGUCGGAUGCGGGCUGUCCAGAUACCGGAGGUUCAGACGCGGCCGGUCAGAGGGGCCGCAGACCGGAGACUCGGUGCAUUUCUGCUGCGUGGAUUUCGCGCUGGACGAGCUGAAAGGGGACCGGAGCUGGAGGCUCAACCGCAAACCCAUCGAGUCCACGCUGGUGGCCUGUUUCAUGACUUUGGUCAUCAUCAUAUGGAGCGUCGCUGCCCUCAUAUGGCCGGUGCCCAUAAUCGCGGGAUUUCUGCCUAACGGAAUGGAGCAGAGAAGGCCGAGGUAAUGGAGCAGCUGAACUCAUGGGAACACUUUACAAUAACAGUACAUACAUAAUGAUGUCUUAAUAGCUAAACUAAACGUUAUUAUGAACGAAUGAUGAGUUAAGGCAUGCGCUAUAAGAACAAAGUGAGUCACAUGAAUAAUGGUUCAUGUGUGAAUAAUGGUUCCUACAUUAAUGUCGGCAUUAAAUUUAAAUCUGCUCUUCUUAUUUUUAUAUUUUAAGGUUUAUAGCCUAGUAGUGUUAGUCUGUGCCCUUCAUUAUUUUGUAAAAAUUAAUUUGAAUGUUUUAUCAAAUACCAUAACCCCCCCUCCAAACAACUUUUCUUCACGUCUGGUCACACGGAAUGCAUUUAGGGCGAGGUCAUCUCUGUCUUUUAGGGGUGUGACUAUCAGAGCGUGUCUCAUUUCUGCUCUGAGUUGAUUCAUGAAUUCAGAAAUGAAUCUUUCUUCAUUUUGUUAGCAAUGCCAAUCUUUCAACAAUCCAGUGGAUGAAAUCAUGCACCGCCUUAUCUUAUCUUCCUUUUCAUGGCCACUUUAAAUACUCUUCAUGUUUGUUAAUUAAAGUAGCUGUUUUAGUUUAAGCUACAUUUAACUCGCUCUGUGAGAAAGAAUAUUAAAGAAAAGUGCAAUUUGACCGGGUGGCGCAGUGGGUAGCGCUUCACAGCAUGAAGGUCGCUGGUUCGAGCCUCGGCUGGGUCAGUUGGCAUUUCUGUGUGGAGUUUGCAUGUUCCCCCUGUGUUUGCGUGGGGGUUUCCUCCAGGUGCUCUGGUUUCCCCAACAAGUCCAAAGACAUGCGUUAUAGGGGAAUUGGGUGAGAUAAAUUGUCCAUAGUGUAUGUGUGUGAAUGAGUGUGUAUGGGUGUUUCCCAGUGAUGGGUUGCAGCUGGAAGGGCAUCCACUGUGUAAAACAUAUACUGGAUAAGUUCAUUUCGCUGUGGCGACCCCAGAUUAGUAAAGGGACUAAGCUGAAAAGAAAAUGAAUGAAUGAAUACAACUUGACCAACUCAUGACCUGUUAAUGUAUCAUUAUGUCAUGACUUUACUUGACGGGGCUCAUUAUUAUGAAGUAAUUCUUAACAACUCAUGAACAGUGCUCAAACAUAAUAGCCAUCAAGUGCAUGUUGAG